Molecule: messenger RNA, 1069 nt
Organism: Colletotrichum destructivum
Lineage: Eukaryota; Fungi; Ascomycota; Sordariomycetes; Glomerellales; Glomerellaceae
Exons: 3
Coding region: 348-1037 (229 amino acids)
Cellular component (GO): cytoplasm; membrane
Source: RefSeq, a predicted model, not a curated record
AAUGCCCUUCCCAGAACGGGAAAAACCACCCACCAAAUCUUCAAUCCACCGGCCCGUCAACCCUCACACUCUUGCCGAUUACAAAUUCGCCAACUUCGAGAGUGCUUUUGAACAGAUCUCAACAGUCUCUCACACUGGUCGCGCUGUCGCUGUUUAUAAAUAACGCCUGCUGAGACACCGACCGAGGCUACAUGAACAAACUGCUUCAGCUCUUACCAAGGGAGUUUCAACACGACAUCGCUCAUCGCGUCUCAUAGCUGAGCAUCAACACUCUCACACAUACGGACGCAAGACUUCACCUUCAGAAUCACUUUACCCAACUGCACAGAAGCCGCAGAGCCGUCAUCAUGGCCCUUCCUCCGAUUGUCACGGCGACGCUCCAGUCCGCUGUCCUCAGCGGCACGUCCAACCUACUGGCCCAAGCCCUGACGGCCUACCAAACCGAUAGCCAACUGGUCAUUGACUGGGUUCCCGUUUUCCAGUUCAUCAUCUACACCAUCGUCAGCACUCCACCCAACUUCAUAUGGCAAGGCUUCCUCGAGGAGACCUUCCCGGCCUACCUCGUCUCGCCCACCAAGAAUGCCGUAGCUUCGGCCGCCGCCAACGACGAAAAGAAGUUGGACCGCGAGGCGCGCGAGAACAAGCUCGUGGAGCCCAAGCUCAACAUCCGCAACACGCUCAUCAAGCUGUUCCUCGACCAGACCGUUGGCGCCGCCCUCAACACGCUUGCCUUCAGCAUGUUCAUGCACAGCAUCCAGACUGCCAUGACCCGCCCGGAGCACCUCGCCGCCGCGCACCACUCGGGGUCGUACCUCUUCUCGCGCGGCGCCAUCGACUACAGCAAGGUCGACUGGCGGGCCGUUGUCCGCAGCAGCCAGCUCGAGUUCGUGUCCAUCUUCCUCGCGGGCCUGAAGCUGUGGCCCGUGGUCAGCUUCAUCAACUUUGCCUUCAUCAAGAGCAUCGAGGGCAGGAACCUGGUCGGUGCCUUGGCCGGCGUUGCUUGGGGUAUUUACAUGAGCUUGGUUGCGGCCCGUUGAGUCCGACUUGUUUGGUGGCGGUGUAAGUCACC